Molecule: messenger RNA, 1416 nt
Organism: Trichomonas vaginalis G3
Lineage: Eukaryota; Parabasalia; Trichomonadida; Trichomonadidae
Product: class II aminotransferase/8-amino-7-oxononanoate synthase family
Exons: 1
Coding region: 1-1416 (471 amino acids)
Biological process (GO): ceramide biosynthetic process; sphingosine biosynthetic process
Cellular component (GO): endoplasmic reticulum
Molecular function (GO): pyridoxal phosphate binding; serine C-palmitoyltransferase activity
Source: RefSeq, a predicted model, not a curated record
AUGGUGGUCUCUUUCGUUGAAGAAUUUUUAGCCGGUAUUUGGGCAUCAACCCCAAAGCACUUAAUCUUUGAGGUUGCUCUUAUUGUUGCAAUCUUUCUUUUGCUUACACAAAAGCCACGUGAAAUUAUAAAGAAUGAUGAUGAACUUACUACAGCCGAAGAAGACGCAAUUAUCGCUCAAUGGACACCAAAGCCAAUAGUUCCAGAACUUCCGGAUGAUUAUGAUCCAUCGGUGCUAGAUCCAAAAGUUAUUUUCAGUGCUCCAACAGAUAAAAUCACAGUCGAAGGCAAGGAAGCCCUUAACUUUGCUGUUCCAAACUUCUUUGGUCUUAACAAUAACAAGGAACUCUUAGAUGCUGCUCAAAAAGCUAUUGAUCAUUACGCCGUUGGUGCCUGCGGUCCCCGCCAGUUCUACGGUACAAUGGAUGCUCACCUUGAUGUAGAAGAAGCUAUUGCUAAAUGGACAGGUGUUGAAGACUCAGUUAACUAUUGCUUCCCAUUCGCUACAACAACCUCUGUUAUCCAGGCCUUUGCUCAUAACACUGAUGUUGUUUUCAUUGAUGAAUACUGCUGGUUCGCUAUCAAAGUUGGUUCUGAAUUAACCCGUGGAAAAGUUGUUGUUUACAAACAUAACGAUAUGGGCGAUCUCCGUGAUAAGAUCAUCAAGACAAAGAACAGUUUCGAGCGUUGGGAAAAGUGCAAUCGUUGGGUUGUCGCUGAAGGCAUUUCUACAAACGAUGGCACAAUUGUCGACCUUCCAGCCAUUAUCAAGCUUCGCCACGAAUUCUGCUUGCGUAUCAUCCUUGAUGAAACAAACUCAUUCGGUGCUCUUGGUAAAACAGGACGUGGUGCUUGCGAACAUUUCGAUAUCGAUCGUUCUGAAGUUGAAAUUUCUAUCGGUUCUUAUGGUACAGCUCUUGCUUCUCUUGGUGGUUUCACAAUUUCUACAAAGGAACUCUGCGCCCAUCAGAGAUUAUCUUCUCAUGCUUACAUCUUCUCAGCUUCUCCACCUCCAUACGCCGUCAUCUGCGCACGCCGUGCUGUAGAGAUUGUCCAGAAGGAUGGCGCUGAGCGUAUCGCUAAACUUCGUGAGAAUAUCCAACUUAUGAGAAACGAACUCCACGAUGUACAAGGCCUUGAAAUCAUUUCAGACGCUAUCUCUCCAAUCGUUCACCUCAAGCUUGGAAAGGAAACAGGAUACAAGGAAGCAAAUACUCUCCUCCAGAAGGUCUGCGACGAAGCUCUUAACGACGCUUCUGCUCCAACAUUCAUUGUUAAGUCUAAAUUCGCUCUCAACAGAGAUGCAAACAAGGAAAGACCAACAAUCAAGAUCUACGUCGCUCCAAUUCACACAGAAGAAGAAAUCAAGAACGCCGCUGCUGCAAUCAAGCGUGCUGCUCAAAAGAUCUUGGCUUAA